GGCCCGGACAGUUUCUGACUAAAGGAACUUCCUGUACCCAGGCACAGCCAAUCCGUCGCCCUUUUCAAAUCGUUUACUAGCCCAACAUCUCUUUAAGUAACCUUCUUCAUCCGUAAAAAAGCAUCUGAUCUUCCCAUUAGUCAGCUAUACUUUCCAACAACCAGAUGAUGCCUUCUCUCUUUUCAAAACCCUUUGAAUUUCUCCUCCUUUCAUCCCUCCUCUUCAUCUUCCAUCUCCCAACAAACACUGCAGAUCCUCUCUGGACCUAUUGUCCAAGCACAGUUAAUUACACUGCUAAUAGCACGUUUGGAACUAACCUCAACAUCUCCCUCUCUUCUCUAUCCUCUAAUGCUUCACGCACCGGCUUCUCUAACCUCACGCUCGGCGAAAACCCAAACCGAAUCUAUGGACUUGCACAAUGCAGAGGUGACACUACACCCCAAUCAUGCGGUGAUUGCCUCAACACUGCAAGGCAAGAAAUCGUCGAUAGUUGCCCUAAUAGGACUGCAAUUACAUGGUAUGAUAAUUGUCUCUUGCGCUACUCCAAUCAACCGAUCUUGUCAUCGUCUACUAACAGCCCAAUGGUUUACUUGGUGAAUACGCAAAAUAUAUCAAACCCAGAUCAGUUUAAUCGGCUUUUGGGAGGUCUGAUGAAUGGUCUUGUUUCGAGGGGGGCUUCUGACCCAGAUAGGUAUGCUACAGGUUCAACGAAUUUCUCGAAUUUCCAAACGAUAUAUGGGCUUGUGCAAUGCACAAAAGAUCUGUCAAGGAGUGAUUGCAAUGCGUGCUUACAAGAUGCAGUCGGUCGAAUUCCGGCAUGUUGUAAUGGAAGACAAGGUGGGAGAGUUCUUGGGCCGAGUUGCACUAUGAGGUUUGAGAUAUACAAGUUCUAUGACGACUUAGCCAUAGCACCUGCUCCUCCUCCUACUACUACUACUCUCACUCCACCUCUGGUUCCUCCAUCACCUAACACAACUACCACGGGAAGAAAGCGAAACUCAUCUCGAACUAUCAUAAUCAUCAUCGUUCCUAUAGUUGUUGCAGUCGUGCUCAUCUCUGUCAUCGCAGCUUGUUUCCUAUGGAGGAAAAAGAAGAAAUCAGUGAUCGGUAAAGAUCAUAGGAUUGAAAGAAAUGAAUCAUUACCAUUUGAUGAGGAGUCACUGCUAUUUGAUUUGGGCGCAAUAAGAGCCGCAACUGACGACUUCUCUGAAGACAAUAAGCUUGGAGAAGGCGGAUUUGGUGCUGUUUAUAAGGGUAAGCUUUCAGAUGGACAAGAAAUAGCCGUGAAGAGGCUCUCUCGGGACUCUGGACAAGGUUCAGAAGAAUUCAAGAAUGAGGUUGCAUUAAUUGCAAAACUUCAACACAGGAAUCUUGUUAGGCUCUUAGGUUGCUGCGUCCAAGGAGAAGAGAAGCUUCUCAUCUACGAAUAUGUGCCCAACGCCAGCCUCGACAAGUUUCUGUUUGAUCCAAAUAAAAAGGCAUGUCUGAAUUGGGAAAGGCGCUACAAAAUCAUCGGUGGGGUGGCUCGAGGCCUACUUUACCUUCACGAAGAUUCCCGACUUCGGAUUAUACAUCGAGAUCUCAAAGCUAGCAAUGUUUUAUUAGAUGCCGAGAUGAUUCCAAAAAUCGCAGAUUUUGGUAUGGCUAAGAUUGUUGGAGUAGACGAAACUCAGGGCAAUACAAGUAAUAUUGCAGGGACAUAUGGAUACAUGGCCCCAGAGUAUGCCAUGCACGGCCAAUUCUCCGUCAAAUCAGAUGUAUUCAGCUUUGGUGUUUUACUUCUGGAGAUCGUGACCGGUCAGAAGAAUAGUAACUUCUAUGAGUCAGACCAUGCCGAGGAUCUUCUCAGCUACGCAUGGAAGCAUUGGAAAACUGGCACAGUUUUAAAGCUCAUUGAUCCAACUAUAGGCGAAUCUUACUCAAGCAGCGAAGUGAUGCGGUGCAUCCACAUUGCAUUGCUAUGUGUUCAAGAAGACGUGAUCGAUAGGCCCACAAUGUCAUCGAUUGUGCUCAUGCUCAACAGCUUCACUGUCACUCUCGCAACACCAUCACAGCCUGCAUUCUUUAUCGCUAGUAGAAUGGCUCCGGACAUGUCUAUGACAGAGUCCCGUACCCAGACAGGUGAGGUGAAUCAAUCUCCCGUUAUGGCAUCGCCAUGGUCCGUAAAUGAGAUGUCGAUUACUGAAUUAGAUCCCCGUUAGAGUAUCGGAUUAAAUGGUAUUUGAAAUCUUAUGAUAUUUAAGUUAGAUAUGAAUUAAUGAGACUGUCUAUGAAGUUGAAAAUGAUUAAUUAGGACAUUUUAUGUAAUAUCUUUGUUUGUGUAA
Molecule: messenger RNA, 2324 nt
Organism: Magnolia sinica
Lineage: Eukaryota; Viridiplantae; Streptophyta; Magnoliopsida; Magnoliales; Magnoliaceae
Product: cysteine-rich receptor-like protein kinase 44
Exons: 7
Coding region: 165-2201 (678 amino acids)
Biological process (GO): protein phosphorylation
Molecular function (GO): ATP binding; protein kinase activity
Source: RefSeq, a predicted model, not a curated record